ACGACUUGUCCCGCCGCCACCCGCGCCGCGGCCGCCCAACAGGGACGCGAGCCGGGACCACGCCGACCCAGCGUGCCCAGGCCGAGGAAAGCGCGGCGGCGGCAGUCCGAAGACCCACCGGGACUGAAAGAGAAGGACGAGGUCAUCUUCGGACGGGAGGGGCAAGCCAGCCAUCCUGGGACCCCAGGCGUGCAGGUUCUCUUUGAGGGUAUUCCACCCUGCAAAAAGCAUGUAUUCAUGGUCAGCUCUCAGCAAGGCCAGUAGCAGAGUGGUAAAGGCCUUGGCCCUCCAAGGCUGGGAAAAGACAAUGACAAGUCAAAUCCAGACCUAUGUUGUAUGUUGGUCUACUAGGUGACUGUCUCCUGGAAAUGUUAUGCAGCUCAGCAAGGUGAAGUUUCGAAAUCAGUAUGACAAUGAUGUCACUGUUUGGAGCCCCCAGGGCAGGAUUCAUCAAAUUGAAUAUGCAAUGGAAGCUGUUAAACAAGGUUCAGCCACAGUUGGUCUGAAAUCAAAAACUCAUGCAGUUUUGGUUGCAUUGAAAAGGGCGCAAUCAGAGCUUGCAGCUCAUCAGAAAAAAAUUCUCCAUGUUGACAACCAUAUUGGUAUCUCAAUUGCGGGGCUUACUGCUGAUGCUAGACUGUUAUGUAAUUUUAUGCGUCAGGAGUGUUUGGAUUCCAGAUUUGUAUUCGAUAGACCACUGCCUGUGUCUCGUCUUGUAUCUCUAAUUGGAAGCAAGACCCAGAUACCAACACAACGAUAUGGCCGGAGACCAUAUGGUGUUGGUCUCCUUAUUGCUGGUUAUGAUGAUAUGGGCCCUCACAUUUUCCAAACCUGUCCAUCUGCUAACUAUUUUGACUGCAGAGCCAUGUCCAUUGGAGCCCGUUCCCAAUCAGCUCGUACUUACUUGGAGAGACAUAUGUCUGAAUUUAUGGAGUGUAAUUUAAAUGAACUAGUUAAACAUGGUCUGCGUGCCUUAAGAGAGACGCUUCCUGCAGAACAGGACCUGACUACAAAGAAUGUUUCCAUUGGAAUUGUUGGUAAAGACUUGGAGUUUACAAUCUAUGAUGAUGAUGAUGUGUCUCCAUUCCUGGAAGGUCUUGAAGAAAGACCACAGAGAAAGGCACAGCCUGCUCAACCUGCUGAUGAACCUGCAGAAAAGGCUGAUGAACCAAUGGAACAUUAAGUGAUAAGCCAGUCUAUAUAUGUAUUAUCAAAUAUGUAAGAAUACAGGCACCACAUACUGAUGACAAUAAUCUAUACUUUGAACCAAAAGUUGCAGAGUGGUGGAAUGCUAUGUUUUAGGAAUCAGUCCAGAUGUGAGUUUUUUCCAAGCAACCUCACUGAAACCUAUAUAAUGGAAUACAUUUUUCUUUGAAAGGGUCUGUAUAAUCAUUUUCUAGAAAGUAUGGGUAUCUAUACUAAUGUUUUUAUAUGAAGAACAUAGGUGUCUUUGUGGUUUUAAAGACAACUGUGAAAUAAAAUUGUUUCACCGCCUGGUA
This is a messenger RNA of Homo sapiens (human), 1499 nucleotides long. It is a transcript of the gene PSMA1, whose product is annotated as proteasome 20S subunit alpha 1. Bases 374 to 1183 code for a protein of 269 amino acids. Gene Ontology annotation, biological process: protein catabolic process; response to oxidative stress; negative regulation of inflammatory response to antigenic stimulus. Gene Ontology annotation, cellular component: cytosol; proteasome core complex, alpha-subunit complex; nucleus. NCBI's taxonomy places the organism in Eukaryota, Metazoa, Chordata, Mammalia, Primates, Hominidae. The record is from RefSeq and is marked reviewed. Gene Ontology annotation, molecular function: lipopolysaccharide binding; structural constituent of proteasome. The transcript is spliced from 11 exons.